AUGAGUUAUCGCGACCGCGGUUCGGCCGGAAACAAGGACGACUGGAGCUCGAGGAGCAGCCGGGAUGACCGCGGAGGUUCGAGCGGCUACAGGAGUGGAGGCGGUGGCUACGGCGGCGGCGGUUACGGAGGCGGUGGCUACGGCGGCAGCAGCGGUGGCGGCGGCUACGGAGGCGGCGGCGGCUAUCGUGGUGGCCGUGGAGGAGCAGGCGGCGGUGGCGGCUUUCGAGGCGGUCGUGGUGGAGGUCGCGGAGGUGCUGCAGCAUGGGGCCGCCCUGUUACCGUUGCGGAGCCCGACAUCGCAGCCCUCAAUGAAGGAGAAGUCACCACCAACGACUUCUUGAUCGAUCUCAAAAACGCGAUCCCGACUGUAUACAAGUAUCAAGUCGACUGCUUCUGCAUCGUCAAGGACAAGAACGGCGACGACAAGUCAAUUGACAUGAACGUGCAGCCGAAGAAUCCGGUCACGGCCAAUCGCCGACGUGCCGCUCUCAAUAGCGUGAUGCGCACCUAUCUUUCAAGGCUGGAGCUUUCUCGUCAGUGCGUCUACGAUUUUGCCUCUACGCUCUACACUCCCAGCGAAGCUCUCAACGGCAAGACCUACACUCUUACUCGUGACGAUGUGCCGGAGAAGCACCGCGGAGCCUUCGAGCGCGGUCACUUCGAGACUCUGAACUUCCGCUUCGAACUGACGAAAGCUCUCAAGUUGUCCCCAGACGCUCGCGAUGACCAACAAAACACGCAGGAAGUCGCCACCUUUCUGGACGUGCUCACUUCGGCCCAGCUUUAUCGAAACCAAGAUUUCGUACUGAUCAAGGGCGUCAACUUCCCGCGGUCGUCGCGGGGCGGCCUGGUGACGGAACUCCCACAGGGCCUGACGGUUCGCAAGGGUUUCGAAAAAACUGUCAAAUUCUGCAAGGAUAGGCAGGGAAAGCCGGCCUACGCUCUGAACUUGUGCGUUCGCACCAAGCCGUUGUACAAAUCGGGAGAUUUGGUAGAAUUCCUCUGCCAACGUCUCAACGUGCGUGACCCGCGCCAACUUCGUGAUGAGCUUCGGCGGAACCCGAAGGCCGGUGACGUGGCCAGAAAUAUCAUCGUCUCGACGCGUCAUCUCUCCGUUCAGAUAGAUUUGGUGAUCUUCAAACUGACCGACGUCGAUGCGGAGAAUCUCGCCAUAGACGACAUGAACAAGACUGUCUUCCAAUACUACCAGGACAAGUACAACAUGACGCUCAGCUACCCAAACCUGCCGCUAGUUGUCCAUAAGAAGGGAAAGAUCUUCAAUUACUACCCCAUGGAGCUCCUCGAGGUUCGCAUGGAACAGAGCGUCCCGGUGGGCAAGCUGGGCAAUCAGCAGUCGCAAGUUGUGGACUUGACCCGUUUGAAGCCGAACGAGCACAUCGCCGACAUCUCUCUGCUCUUUCCGCUGGCUGCCCUGACACAGGACAAUGAAUACCUUCGACACUUCGGCGUUCGCGUUGAAGAUAGGCCGAAAGAAGUCGUCGCCAUCCAGUUGACACGUCCUGCUCUUGUCUUUGGCUCCAAGACGUUCCACCCCGACGAUGACCGCAGCCCGAACGACAUGGACUGGAAUGGAACUUUCGGACAGCGCUACUUCAAGGCCGCCAAGGUUCCGCCGACGGUGAUCGUCAACUACAACAGGGCCGCUCGCAACGAACAUGACAUCCGUCAAGCCAUCGGCAAGCUCGCCUCUUCAGCUGCCGAGCAUGGCCUGACCAAGACCGAAUAUUUGGAGCGGGCCCGCAUCGUUGAAUGGCGGUCGAUGGGCGACCGCGACAUCAAGGAGGAGGUUGAACGCCUUCAUCGCGACGGCAUCGGCUUCAUUCUCUUCAUCGGAGCUCAGAAAAAGACGGAUGCCGAGGGCCAUGAUAUGGUCAAGUAUGCCGAGCACGUUGGGGGCAUCCCGACGCAACAUCUCGCCACGCAGACCAUCGGCAUUGGCGGCAAGCCUAUGGGAGCCCAGACGGUGCAGAACAUCCUGCUGAAGAUGAACCAAAAGCUCGGAGGGAUCAAUUACAACAUCGACGUCCCCAAGAGCAUCAAAUCAAAGACGCCGUCAAUCUACGAGGAUACGAUGUUCAUCGGCAUCAACAUCUCGAACGCUGGUCCGCAAAUGCUUGACAAUGCUGGAAAGCCUGGCGCUGUUGGGCUGGCUUGGACCACCACUUGCCCGACCGCUCUCCGAGGACAUUGGUUCUACCAGGCUGGCCGUGUCUCUAACCUCCAAUGUGCUGUGCAAUACUUUGCCGGCGCCCUCAAGAACUACCGCGAGGAGACCGGCAGGGCCCCGAAUUCUAUCGUCGUCCUCCGCGCUGGACUGCCGGACACCGGCGCUGACAACGUUGUCGACGUCGAGAUGGCCCAUCUUCACGAUGCAAUGGCCCUGGCUGAGAUGCGCAUGGCCAAUGUUUACUACAUCAACGUGCAAGCCCACACCAAUGUUCGGCUUUUCCGUCAAAACGUCGCUGAGCACGGUCGCCCCAUCGACAACAACGUCGUCUCGGGCACGAUGGUCUCGGAAGGCCUGACUGACCCAUCACUGAUUGAGGCUGUGCUCACUCCGCAACGCGGCCAAAUUGGCACUUCUCGUGUCACUCGAGUCACCCUCGUCUUCAAGUCAGCCGAUGCCCCGGAAUGGACUAGCCAGAAGCUGGGUUCGAUUGUCAACGCGAUGGCCAAUGCUCACGGCGUUUCGAUGUGCCCAACCGGUCUUCCCGAGCCGCUGCUCUCUGCCAGCAACCUGGCUCGUCGUGGUCAGGAGAUGAUCCAGCACCGCAACGUGUCUGGUGGCAAGCAACUCGACGAGAGCACCGUGUCCGACGACCCCUACGUCUCGCAGCUGAACGAAGAAUUCGGCGGUCGCAUCUUCAAGGGCCAGCAGCAUUGGGCC
Mesorhabditis spiculigera is the source of this 2910-nucleotide messenger RNA. The record is from the annotation of a GenBank genome assembly. Lineage: Eukaryota; Metazoa; Nematoda; Chromadorea; Rhabditida; Rhabditidae.